AUACCGAUCCUUCAGCGGUUGAGGCCACGCACCAUUUUCUGUUGGCGUUUCGUCUCGAAACCACAGAACAUUUCGGAUUUUCUGCAACCGACCACGGUUUCAAAUCGAAGCAUAGAAAAAAAAUAUUUUUUCUGAAAGAACUUGAACUUUUGAAUUCCAAUCAGAAGAACGUGACCGUUUCAUUCGAGAAAUAAUCGAUAUGGUAUUUUUCUUCGUGUGAAAUAAAAAACUUGGUGUUGUGACGUGUUCCGGAAAAUGUUGAUGUUCGGAAAAUGAAAUAUCAGAGACGUUCGGAAAGGCACAACACGAAAAAGCGAAAGAUGUGGUUCAGCACACUACGAUUCAAAAAGGCUGUUAUAGAAACAUUUUAAUGACCAUUUCACAUUUGGGAUAUGAACCUCAUAAACAUGGACGCGGAGAACCGCGUAGUCCUGAACGUCGGAGGCAUUAGACACGAAACUUACAAAGCAACUCUGAAAAAAAUUCCAGCGACCAGACUCUCCAGGCUAACGGAGGCUCUAGCAAACUACGAUCCAAUUCUGAAUGAGUAUUUCUUCGAUAGGCAUCCUGGAGUGUUUGCUCAAGUGCUCAACUACUACAGGACCGGAAAAUUGCAUUAUCCAUCAGAUGUCUGUGGUCCAUUAUUCGAAGAGGAGCUUGAAUUUUGGGGACUGGAUGCGAACCAGGUGGAACCUUGUUGUUGGAUGACAUAUACUCAGCACAGAGACACCCAAGAAACACUUGCAGUAUUGGAUCGACUGGAUUUAGAUACAGAAAAACCAAGCGACGAAGAAGUAGCCAGGAAAUUCGGAUUUGAAGAGGAUUACUUCAAAGGUACCCUGUCAUGGUGGCAGCAUUUGAAACCGAAAUUGUGGUCAUUAUUCGACGAGCCAUACUCUUCAACAGCAGCGAAGGUUAUCGGCAUCCUCUCAGUAUUCUUCAUAUGUGUAUCCAUCAUAUCGUUCUGCCUGAAGACCCAUCCCGACAUGAAGGUCCCCGUCAUAAGUUUGAAAAGGGUACGAACUCCAACAAACGAAACCGAUCAAGUUCCCGAAAAGGUGGACACAGACGCUCAUAUCGUAUUCUUCUACAUCGAAUGCAUCUGCAACGCAUGGUUCACCUUCGAGAUCAUCAUCAGGUUCAUCGCUUCUCCCAGCAAGUUCGAGUUCAUAACAUCCUCGGUGAACAUAAUCGACUACAUAGCGACCUUUAGUUUUUACAUAGACCUGCUGCUGAGAAAAUUCGCCUCUCAUCUGGAGAACGCCGACAUAAUGGAAUUCUUCUCCAUUAUCAGAAUAAUGAGGUUGUUCAAGCUCACCAGACACUCGUCAGGGUUGAAGAUCCUGAUACAGACCUUCCGGGCAUCCGCUAAGGAGCUGACGCUGCUGGUGUUCUUUCUCGUUCUGGGCAUUGUGAUAUUUGCUAGUUUAGUGUAUUAUGCGGAACGUAUACAGACCAAUCCGAAAAACGACUUCAAGAGUAUACCGUUGGGGUUGUGGUGGGCGUUGGUCACGAUGACCACCGUCGGUUAUGGAGAUAUGGUGCCUAAGACUUAUGUUGGGAUGUUCGUGGGUGCUCUGUGUGCUUUGGCGGGCGUAUUGACGAUCGCCCUUCCCGUACCUGUUAUCGUAUCGAAUUUUGCAAUGUAUUAUAGUCACACGCAGGCAAGGGCAAAACUACCCAAGAAACGAAGGAGGGUACUUCCAGUAGAACCCACGAGAGGACCCAGGAUACCAGGCCAAACACCGUCAGGAGGCCAGUGUCCUGCGGCAAAUGCAGCAGUGGCGGCACAAAAUAGGCGAAUGAAUGCAAUCAAGGCAAACCAUCCGAAAGACAACUCAAUAGGAGCGCCACCAAAUCCAAAAUUAGGUAUCAUCGCUACUCUGAAUCCGAAUGGCGUUGGCUUGGACUCAAAUCCAGCUCUGGUUAUCUGCAAACCGAAGCUGGAAUUCACUCCAUCGCAGGUGAAUCUAACCCAGGAUACAGGACAAACUUAUACGACAACUCUGAAAUCGCCCAAGUGAAGCUGCCACUUUUGUUCGAAGACAAAAACUAGAAUAAAGUUUCAAACUCAGUUACAUAGAUAAAGAAAUAGUCUAUAAUACCUCGUGGAAGAGAUAAGGAUAAAUGUUUACUUCAAUAAAUCAUUUCAUAUCUACUAAACCUAGGAUAUUCUGCUAACAUUCAAACUGUAUUGGGAGUAAACAGUAGCAUUUCAUUGACUUUUUGUUGUUUCAAAAGUAACAGUAUUAUUCGAUUCGGAAAUUCAAUUACGGUGUUUUGACCAGAGUUUCGUUCUAAGUUGGCUUCGAUAGGUAUUUCUGUUUUCCUGAGAACUGCUAACCGCCAACUUCAGCUUUUUCUUUCAAUCCCCGAUAGAGAAUUGAAAACUUUCAAUUAUUAGAUUGAAUGACUCGAACUGCUGUAGGUAUUUACCACAACAGUUCUAUAGAAUUGAAUAAUUCAUUUAUAUGAUUUUGUUGAUUAAUUCUGGAUCUAUGGAACGCUACUAGUUCAUCUCGAAGGAAACUUCACCGCAAGCUUUCAACGAAUUUUAACGAAAUAUUCAACUUCAACAAAAAUAAAAAAAUAUAUAACUCUUGCAUGAUACGACGAACAAAUUUUUGAAAGAUACUGACCAGAUUUUUUCAGGUAUAUUUUUUCGAUCUGGUAGCUAUCUUCAUUUAACGAUAAUCAAUUUUUUUUAUGUGAGCGUUAGUAAAUCCAAUUAAGUAAGUCUGUCUCUAUGCGUAUUGAAGAACCAACCUCAAUUGUAAAAGUGGCAACAUAUUCCUUUAUAAUUGAAAAUUCAUGUGUAUAUAUGCGGAGAUUUUACACAUAUACAAGGUUGGGAUGAAGUAUGGAACCAAGUGAAUAUUUUUUGAAAUAAAAUAUUUAUGAAAUUUUGCUGGUGAGUGCAAUGACACAAAAUGGAUCUGAUUUUUGUGGAAAAUACAUUUCCGGUUGAAUCGGACAUACCCUCAGCUUUCUUAAUUUAUAUAUAGGAUAUUAUUGAUGAAAGUGAACAACAUAAUAGGUGGAGAGGUUUUGGAAAAAGUGACUCAAAACUUUGUUUAUAGAAUGGCACAUUGUCAGGAGGUGGACGGCGGGCAUUUUGAAUAUUUGAUUUAAUUUUGUUCGAAACAUUUUGCUCAUUAGUCUGUCGUAAAUAAAUUAAGCUAUCCUGAAAGAAAAUUAUUUCUCUAUUUUAUAAAUUUUUUACACUAAGCCCAGAAUGUGCGCAUUCAAAAUCCCAGGUUCUUUCAAUAUCUGCAAAGAAAGACAGGAAGUCCCAUAUAAAUUAAAAAAAGUUGAAAGCAUUUACGGUUCAACCGGAAGUAUAUUCUCAACAAAAAAUUGUACAUCAGAUACAUUUUGCGCCAUUGCACUUACCUGCAAAAUAUCAUAAAUAAUGUCCUUUUCUUCCAAAAGAUAUUUACUUGGUUCUAUACUUUAUCCCAACCCUACAUUCGCGUUACAAAGUUACAUUUACUAUCGAAUAGGUAUCUUCAAUAUGUUUAUUGAAUGUCGCCAGAAAAUUCGGAAAUGUUGAUAGUAGAAAUAUUAUAUUCAAUGCUUUUUUCAAUUUCAAAGAGAAUCAGUUUCCAACAUUCAAGAUAAUAUUUGGUACAUACAUAACGGGUGAAUUUUUGGAGUUGAAAACGAGACAUCUCAUGGAAAAAUGUUCCUAAUAAAAAGUUGAUGGUUUUGAACAAAAAAUCCACUAAUGCCACCACCUCUUCUAUUUCCUUCACCCUUGAAGGGGGAGGGGUGUCAACGUCGGAUUCCUCUUUAUUGUAGGGCAGAUUUAAUUCUUCAUAAAAAAAUACGAAAGUUUUUACGAACAAUUUUUCACGAAUAGUAGCAGAUAGCUCUGUAAUUGAAUUUGAAUAUUUCGUCUGAUUGACCCAAAUGUAUCCCUUCGAUUGAUUAUUCACAUAAAAUAAAAAUAGACUCGUCUUAUAUUUAUACUAGAUUCCAAAUAAAAGAGAUCCAUUAUUUUUUUCAACCAAAAAUAAGAACACUGGAAGAAAAAGAAAAACAAAAAGAAGAAAUUAUGUCGACAUUUCCAAAGGAUCAAUGUGCGGAUCUGCAAUAAAAAACAGAAAUUCCCAUUAGAAACUACAAAGCUGACACCCCUCUCCCUUGAAGGGUGAAGGAAAUAGAAGAGGUGGUAGCAAAAGUUGACUUUUCUCUUUAAACCAUCAACUUUUUAUUAGGAACAUUUUUCCUUAACAUGUGUCCUUUUCGAGUUUUUGAGUUAUUCAAAAAAAAAAUUCACCUGAUAUAACUAUCAAUUGAUUGGGUUUUUACUUCGUGAUAUAUAUUUCAUAUCUAACGAAGUCCAUCAUAUUAUUAUCUGAAAAUUCAGAUCCAAUAUGCUAAUGAAUGGAAGAAAAUUGAAAUACAUUGGCUCUAAUAUUGUUUUAUAAAACAAUGGCCUUUGAAUAAUUUCGUUGUUUCAUUAUUAAUAACAAUAAUAGCAAUAAUUCGCUAUGCAAAUGAAUUGAAGUUGAAUACAUCGUACAAAAAUCAAAAAUAUGAUAUUAUUUGUCUGAAUAUCUAAAUGAAAUGAUGAUAGACAUAUCUAGUAGGACUAAAUUUCAAUUCAGUAAAACGUUUGGUAAUUCUGUAAUCAGUAUGGAUUUAGAAAUGAGGCGAAUUUUUUUGAUAAAGCUAUAAAUAAAUCGAGUGGAAGCAUUGAUUGCGAAGUGCCUUUUUUCCUUCUCAUAAUGAACAAAGUGACCAUGCCUCUGAAAAUUGAAUCUAUUCAUAAUUUUCAUAGUACAUUGCAUUCUUGAAUAGAAUUAGGUAUGAAUAAUAAAUAGAAUUGUUAUACAAAUCGAUAUUCCAUUAUUCAAUAUGCAGGGAGUAAGCCUUAAUUCUUAAUGAACAACUUGUUUCGGGGUAUCUUCUUUUCAGUUAUAUAUGGAUAUGGUCACUUUGUUUGAAAUACUUACAUAUAUAAUUCUCAAGUUCUCUCUUCUCAAUACUUGUAAUGAAUACCUUCUUUAGAAUUCAGUACAUGAAGAUCAUAUGAGAUAAGUCAGCUAAAAAAAUAAUAGUUUUGUAAGGUCUUUGGGUGAUGGUUGGCAUAUCAAAAUAUCACAACGAGAAAAAUUUUGAAUCAAAAAUUUAUUGCCAAUAAUUUUUUCGUUUUUCCAUCAAUGAGUAGUUGAAAUCUCAAGUAACUAAGCCAGUACAAUAAAAACAUAUCAAUUGAAUCAAAAAUAAUAGGAAAUAAAUAUGUAUCUUUAAAUUGAAUGAACAAUUUUCAAUUGCCCUACAAAAUAGUGUAUCUAAUUUCAUGGAUAUGUAUUAUCUUCAUCAUUUAUAAUGAUAUUGUACAGAGAAAUUGAAAAUGUUUUGAAUUUGAGAAGUGCAGUCAUCUCCCAAAGAAUGAUUUUAUUGGGCUUUGAUCUGUAUCAUACAAUUAAAUAAGAACUAAAUCACUUACAAGGUAUUUAAAAACUUAUUAGUUUGCUGUUGAAUAUUCUAUUACAAGACUAUAAUAAGUUUUGAAGUAAGUAAACUUAUAAUUGUGAAUGAUCUCUAUAAAAUAAUAAUUAGGAUAAAAUGAACAAAACGAAAAAUGUAAGAAAAUAAGACGUAAAGAAAGCUGCAAAAAGGGACCAAAAAUAUGCACAAAUACAAGGGGCUUGUUGAGAACAUUGCAGGUUUCUUACUUCUUGCUAUUGAAAAAAAUAACAUCUGCAAGUGAAGAAAAAUAAAAAAAUUGUUUCUGGUAAAAUACUGAAUACAUCUCCCAAUAGUAUAUUUUCUGCGAUAUUUACUAGCAGAUUUUAAUGCUUGUAUUCCACUUGAGUCACCCUGAUUAUUGGCUCUAAUCAUAAGUACCAGAAUGAAGUAAAUUAUUGAAUCUACAAAAUGAAAAAUAAGAAAAUUUUCUUACUGAAUAAUAAAUCAUUCUGGAAUUGCAUAUCGGAAAAUUUUAAUCAUGAUAAAAAUUUAUAUUUAUUCUGCAAAUCAUUACAGGUGAAAAUAAUCACGAAAAUACAAUUCAAAGGGUUUAAACAAUUAGGUUAAAAUGUCUCAGUGAAAUCUGUUGAAAAAAAAUUAGCCUAAUGGAAUAGAUGAAUGAAAAAAAAAUUCAAUGUGUGUAAAGCAAUAGCAGAAUGAGAUGAGCUCUUUUCUAUUCCAACUUCAUGACAUCCGUAUCUUGGAUAAAGCAUAUUUUAUCAAAAGAAACAAUAUUCCUCACAUUUAUUUUUUGUAUUGUAGCAAGAUUAAAUUGUAAUGUUUCCAACAAAAAAGCCUCUACUGAUGAUAAAGAACUUAAUUUGAACACUCCUUUCAGCUUGAUAAAAGCACAUGUGAAUGAAUCAUUUGAUUACCUUAUAUUUUUAUCUCAGCUUCUGGCCCUGAUUGCAUUAUUGAAGGGAUGAGGAAAAAUGACUAACGAAAUAAGUCAGUAGACCGUUAUGUAGAUUUUAUAUUGAAGUUACUAGAUACUAUUGAAAUCUUUUUGAACUGUCUAUGGGUCCACGAAUUAUGAAUUUGGCUGAAAAUUUUCAACCAUCAGUGAAACAAUUAUUUUUAUUUCAGUAAAGCAAGAAAUGUUUUGUAGUGUAUACUUGGUAUCAAUUAUUUUUAAAUGAAUUCUACUUUUAAUUCAAUUCCAACUUAUAAAGAAAGCUCGUAUAGGGUGUUUCUGUAUUGAUGCGAAAGAUCUCAUUUUUAUACCUAUAUUGGACAAAUGUCAUCGAAGAUUUCAAAUGAAAUAACGAUUAAAUUUUUGAUGAUUCAAGCGAUAAAUCGACGAUAACGCAUAUUUUCCCUCCACACUACCUCAACAGGUGUUUUAUAUAUGUGCAUUUAUCAUUUAAAAAGAUUUAAUUGUUUUGUCAGGUGGAUAAAAGAUAUUGGUUUAUGUGUCAUAGCAGAAAAUUAUAUUAUUAUUUCUUUUGAAUAAAUUUCCUUAGAAUCAGGACUAAACUCAUCAAAUGGAAAUUUUUUUUGUAUCAAAAUAUUAUAACCUUUCCCAUUCAAGAAGCAUUUUUUCGGAAAUAUUCAAGAUUCUUUCGAAGAAUUGAAAAGCUCGUUAUUUGGCAGAUAAUUGAUAAUAAUGAAAUUUGAAAUUCUGAAGGUUAACUGAAUUAAAAUUUGUCAAACCAGUUGAUCAAAAAUAAUCUCGUUCAUAACUUACAAACACUUUUUUCAUUUCAAGUCACAAUGAAGAUAAUCAGAUAAAGGCUAAGUCAUUCUACCUCCAACUUUUCGAUACUGAACUUUUUCUUUUAGAGUCGUUAAUCAGGCUGCAAAAAGUCGAAUAAUUUCAGUCAAAUUCCAUAUAAUAUCACGCAUUCGUCAAUGUUAGAUUGAAAAUGAGUCUCGCACUCAAUUCUUUUUCAUUAGAAACUAUUGUGCUCCAUCAGUUCAUUCAUUUCGCAUCAAAUCAGAAAUGCCUUACUUAAGUAAACCAUUUCAAGUUGAGAGAAUUCAAUUCUAAUUGUAAUCACAUUAAAAUUUUUUUAUAACCAAAUAAUACGAACAUUCAUAUCAGUGAACGCAUUUUGAUUCAUAAGAGGAUUUAAAUAAAUGAUGCAUCGAUACUCAAAACCAAAGUCAUUAAAUGAUCAUUUUAAUAAUUUUAUCUCACCUAAUUCCAAUUUUUUCAACCUGAGAAACAGAAAUAUCAAUAAGCAAUUUUUGGAACAUUUGAUAAUUCAGAGACUUAAUUGCACCUAAUGUUGAAUAUUUCAAUGAAGAAACUCUUUUAUGAAAAUGAUAUACCCAUCAUACUGUAUCUUCUUCUUACAUCAUAAUCUGUGGUUGAGAUUAUUCAGACAAAACAGCUUGUGUUUUAGGUACUAAAAUAUUCAGUAAGAGUUGUAAAUAUUGUUAUUGCAAAAGAAUGAUGAAUUUAUCGAAACUCAAUCUGAUGACAAAAUAUCUUCAGAAUUUGUUAAUUUCCAAAAAAUCAGAUUGUGAGAUCAUCCAAACAACACGCACAUUUGUUUAUUUACAAUAAAUUAUGAAUGACGAGUAAUGUUGAUGCUUUUUCAGUAAAAUUAAAACUAUUGCUUUGAUAAAGUUGAUAUUCAAUUUUAUGUAAAAAUCUAAUAAAGUUUCGAAAUCUUCGAUAUGCUGAUUAGGUACUUCUUUGAUCAAUUUUUUCCUAUUUUCAUAGUAGGUACUACAAGUUCAUGAUUAUUAUAUAUUGACGAUGAAAAUUUAUUCUGGAAAACUGAAGGACACAUUGAUCCGAAAAUAUCGAAAUUUUGUUUCUAGGUUUUUUUAUGACUAACGAGUAUCUAUCCAAUGGUUAGAACGAGAAAAAACAACUUGCAAAUGUAAUAAUUAAACCAGUGAUCAAUAGAUCCAAAUGGUUCAUAAUAAUUGAAAAAGCUGUAAAACAUGACUGCUGGACCCUAUUCUCCACAUGUUAUCUUUCAAAACGUUUACGCACUUUACGAAUGUCAUGCGUUUUGGUAUUCUUGACUCCUGAACUUUCAAACGUACACGGUCUCGAAGCGAAUGAUUUUCAGCAUUCUUUUGAUGUAAGACGAAAUAGAACAAUUUUUAUUAAUAGAUCUAUUGGAUGAUGUUGAACAAAUAGAUCAGCGGAGAUAAAGACAGCGCGGAGAACCAUUUGAGCGAGAAACAAUUUGUUUGAAUGUUUCUGGUUAUCCUCAAAGAACAUGGAUGAUGACACCUCUGGACAAUAAACCAGUAGAAGGAACUCCAAAACAUUAAUACAAAAAACAGAGAGAAAUCAGAAGCCUGAAAGAUGUAAUGGGGUUCUGAAGCUGUUUACUCAAGCAUAGGGUUCUUCAUUGUACUUCGGAGACAGCAAGUAACAUUAUCAAUGCUUGUGUAGUGCUCCAUAAAAUUUGCAUUGAAAAUACAAUUUACCGGAAACAGAAGACGAAGGCACAGGUUGAUUUGGGAUUAUAUGACUUCCUCAUCGAAAGUAGAUUUCGAGUAUAAGUGGAUAUGUGAAAGAUAAAUCCGCAAUUUGCAGCAGGUCGAAGAUUGAAAUGCAUUAUUUUAUGGGCAAUCAUCAAGCCGAGUAAUUUGAAAAUUUGUUAAACAAUUUAUCAAUAUAUAAUUUAAUGAUUUAUGAAUCCUUUGAUGUGAAAUGUAACUAAUAAAUUCUGAAUAAAUUAUUACUAUCUC
This is a messenger RNA of Harmonia axyridis, 9141 nucleotides long. It is a transcript of the gene Shaw, whose product is annotated as potassium voltage-gated channel protein Shaw. Gene Ontology annotation, molecular function: protein binding; delayed rectifier potassium channel activity. Gene Ontology annotation, biological process: protein homooligomerization; potassium ion transmembrane transport. The transcript has 8 exons. The record is from RefSeq and is a predicted model, not a curated record. Lineage: Eukaryota; Metazoa; Arthropoda; Insecta; Coleoptera; Coccinellidae. Gene Ontology annotation, cellular component: dendrite membrane; axon; voltage-gated potassium channel complex. The coding region runs from base 393 to 2024 and encodes 543 amino acids.